Molecule: messenger RNA, 501 nt
Organism: Drosophila innubila
Lineage: Eukaryota; Metazoa; Arthropoda; Insecta; Diptera; Drosophilidae
Exons: 3
Coding region: 1-501 (166 amino acids)
Source: RefSeq, a predicted model, not a curated record
AUGGAUAAAGCCAUUCUUGGUGUAAAUCUGCAAAUGAUUCAAGCAAGCCUUUCUAAAACUGCGAUCGUUAUCAAGACUCUAGGGAUGAUUGAGCUAACUGAUGCACACACCGGGAUGUAUAUAAAAGAAAAAAUUCUUGACAUCUUACAUGAUUAUGAAAUAACUCUAGAUCAAGUGUUCAGCAUAACAUCAGAUAACGGCAAGAAUAUGAUAAAAGCCGUUCAAAUUUUAAAUGAAUCGACGGAGGAGUCCCUUUUUUGCGAUGACCGCGAAACUGAGAAUGUCAUGGAAAAACUAGAUUCCAUUGAUUUAAACAACAUUCACCUUGUAAGAUGCGCCAUACACACUUUGCAACUAUGUGUGUUCGAUGUUAACAAGGCAAAGGUGAUCAGCGAUAAAAUUAGUGCCUGUCGCACGUUGAGCAAAUCGCUUCGCACAGAAACAAACAGACGUGGUAACACGUUGGAAUUCGACGUAUAUAAUGGUCACCAAGCUGUUUGA